Phytophthora sojae is the source of this 969-nucleotide messenger RNA. RefSeq lists its product as hypothetical. The record is from RefSeq and is a predicted model, not a curated record. NCBI's taxonomy places the organism in Eukaryota, Oomycota, Peronosporomycetes, Peronosporales, Peronosporaceae. The coding region runs from base 1 to 969 and encodes 322 amino acids. The transcript has a single exon.
AUGCCACGAGCUCUCCUCUGGACUCCUCUCGCAAUCGGUUUCUCCAACAAAGACGCCAGCAUCUUGCUGGAGACGAUCAAGCCUUCCAAGGUUACCAAGAGCGAGUUAGUUCCGUGCACCGUGUGCACCGUGGCCGAGCCGCAUAACAUGCGCUACCGGCUUCGUCGCUGUAGCUGCCGGUCCUGCACUGAGGAAGCUCCCUACGCCAAGUGCCCUUGGCGGGCUAAGACGCUCCACUGUGAGAAGGUUGACCACGUCGACAUCUACGAAACAAGCAAGCAUGUCACCGCGAUGCGCACUGCCCCCGAACCACGGCUCACGUCGGAAAUGAAGGUGGUCGCGCGGGAGAUGACGGCCCAAGGACUGAUGCCGGUUCGUAUCCGGAAUGCUAUCCUGCGCAAGUUUAACCUGGCUGCUGAGGAGCUACCAGCGCUGUCCAAAAUCCAGCGCUUUUGUCAGCACUACGCGAGCACGAAGCUCGGCUGUAACGACUACGUGAAAGAAACGCACGAUCUGAUCCGUGACGCCAGCUACGUGAGCACGAUGGACGAACAUGAGAGCUUCACCUUCGCCUUAAACUCGGACGCUACCGGCCUUCCUGUUAUUGGUUUUGGCUCGGACGCCAAACCGUUCAUUGUGGGGGUGACGUCACGACGCUUGCUCACGCAAGCCGACCGUGAAGCUGGAUCGCUGCUACUGCACGUCGAUGCUACGUUUAAGCUAAACCAAGUUGGUUAUCCAUCCAUAGUUGUUGGCUUUUCGGAUUGCGCUCGCGGGUUCCAUUUGCUUGCGCUGUUUGUGUCCUCGCAGCGCAAGCAGGAGCAUUUCACGGAGAUGUUCGUCGCGCUGCAGCAGAUCUACAAGCGGGUGAUUGGCAAACAACUUCUGAUCAAGAUGGUCAUGGGUGACGCUGACGACGCGCAGUUCAACGGGGUGGAGCGUGUGUUUGGUGAGAGUGCUGAGGUAUAA